This is a messenger RNA of Maudiozyma barnettii, 2511 nucleotides long. RefSeq names its product coatomer subunit alpha (gene COP1). The record is from RefSeq and is a predicted model, not a curated record. Gene Ontology annotation, cellular component: COPI vesicle coat. NCBI's taxonomy places the organism in Eukaryota, Fungi, Ascomycota, Saccharomycetes, Saccharomycetales, Saccharomycetaceae. Gene Ontology annotation, biological process: intra-Golgi vesicle-mediated transport; intracellular protein transport; endoplasmic reticulum to Golgi vesicle-mediated transport. Gene Ontology annotation, molecular function: structural molecule activity; protein binding. The coding region runs from base 1 to 2511 and encodes 836 amino acids. The transcript has a single exon.
AUGAAGAUUUAUACAAAGUUUCAUUUGAAUAAGGAAAAUGUUUUAGCUUCUGCAAUGCACCAUAAUAGGACAUGCGUUCUGAUAUGUCUGACGAAUGGGAUCAUUGAAUUAUGGGAUUACAGAAUGUCCGUACUUCUUCAAACGUUUACUGAUCAUAACGGUCCAGUAAGAAGUGUUGAUUUCCAUCCAACAAAGGAAAUAUUUGCAUCAUCAGGCGAUGACUCAACUGUAAAAAUUUGGUCUCUUAAUAAACCCAAGCCCAUAUACAUAUUAAGAGGACAUUUAGAUGCUGUUAGAACUGUGUUCUUUCACCCAAAGGAGCCAUGGCUCAUCUCAGCUUCAGAUGACCAAAGUAUACGAAUAUGGAAUUGGCAAAGUAGAAAAGAGAUAGCUUGCCUACUCGGACAUUCUGAUUAUGUUAUGUGUGCAAACUUUCAUCCAAGGGAUUAUCUUGUCGUAUCUGCCUCAUUGGACAGCACUGCUUGUGUUUGGGAUAUUUCAAAAUUACAAAAACAACAAUCUAAUCCGUUUUACAAUAAUCAUCAGGGAAACCUUACAGUACCUGUUAAGAAUAUUCUGAAAGAAAAUAUAUUUAGUGAUAUACCUCCAAAAUUUACAAUGGAUGAACAUAAAAAAUGUGUUAAUUGGGCAAGUUUUCAUCCUAGCCAAAAUUUAAUCGUGACAUGCAGCGAUGACAAUGAGGUUUUAACAUGGAAGUACACCAGCACUAAAAUAUCUUUAGCAAAUAGAUAUACGGGCCACACUGGACCAGUAACUUCAGUGGUGUUCCACCCUUUAGAAAAGUACAUAAUAUCAACAAGUAAGGACAGAUCAUUUCUAGUAUUUAGUUUAACUACACAUAACACAAUUAAGAAGUAUGGUAAGAACAAUAAAAGGUUCUGGCAUCUUUCAACAAUUUUAAACCGCAAUUUAUUAAGUGCUACUACUGAUUCUGGUGUAGUAAUUUUUAAGAUUAAUAAAGAUAGAAAAGUUUUCUCUAUCGAUCAAGAGAAAAUCCUUCUACUAAAUUCAUCAAAACAGGUUGAAUUUCGGGCUGGAAAGUAUGGUGCAACAUAUGGUAUGACAUUACCGUAUGCAUCAUUAAAAUCGUUAUGUGAGGAAGGAUCAUCAUUUAACGGUAUAUCAUACAAUACUUUACACCAUACAAUUUUAGUUAAUAAUACUAAAAACAUAUACUUUAAGAUAAGGUUGCCAGAAAAUACGUAUAGUGGAAUUGAACCAAAUAUAAUUAUUUCUGGAACUGGGACAAUGGCAAAAUUUGUUAAUAACGAUAGUUAUGUUGUUUAUGAUGAGAUUAAGAACCAAAUAUAUCUUUACUCCAUCCACGAUAAGCAGUUAGCACUAAUUAAAGUAAAUGGGGAUGACACUCUCAAAAAUAUAUUUGUUUUCAAUAGGGAUUUAUUUUUACUCUAUGAUUCAGGUAUCUGUCUCUAUAACCUGACAUCCAAACAAAUAAAAAUGAAUUUGGAUCUCGAAUGUGCAAAAGAAGUAAUAUUAUCGAAGAAUAAUAAAUACUUUGCUAUUCGAAAUAAAUACAGCAUUUCAAUCUUUGACACCAAUCUUAAAUUAAUCUCAUCAACUGAAGUAAAGACCAAAAUAAAAAGCUUUGCAUGGAACGAAGAUAAUAUUUUAGUAUUUUCAACACAAUCGCAUUUAUUGUUCAUGUUAUUGAAUGCCGAAACUGGUAUCAUUAAAACCAUAAAUGGUACAUUCUACGUCAUAGAAGUAAAUGGUAAUAAUGUUUUAUAUAUGGAUGGAACAGAUUUUUUCAGUGAAAUUGAGAUUGAUUUAACAGAAUGUUACUACAAAAAAUCCCUAUAUAAUAAUGAUAUCGCCUGUAUUAUGGAUACUGCAGAAAAUUCUAGGUUGGUGGGCAAAAAAAUCGUGGCAGAUACCAGUGAAGCUGGAUUCUCUAACGUAGCCAUCAAUUUUACCGAUGAUAGCGACUUAAAAUUCAAUUUGGCACUAAAAUCGAACAAUCUUCAAGUAGCACAUGAUAUGGCUGUGACAUUGGAUAAAAAAGAAUUAUGGUCGAAAUUAACGAGCCAUGCAAUAAUACAAGGGAAUACUGAGCUCACGGAAACAUGUUUGAGGAGGCAAGGAGAUUUAGAAAAGUUAUCCUUUUUGUAUCUAUUGUGUGGGUCAAAGUCAAAGUCAAAAGAACUAGAAAGCUAUGCAUAUGCGAAAAAUGAUCCAAGAUGCUUAUUCCAAUAUUCUAUAUAUUAUGAUUCUCCAAUGACAAGGAUAAAUUCAUUAAAUAUGUUAGGGUGUUAUGGCCUAUCAUAUUUAGUGGCAAAAGUGAAUGGAGAUUGUGAUAGAAUGAAAAAAAUCCUCCAGUCAGCAAAUAUUAAAGAAGAUGAUAUUGUUUGGCCAGAUAAUAAAAAUCUAACUGAUUCCUUAAUAAAGAAACCUCUCAAAAACGGUUUUAAAAAUUGGCCAUUAAAGCCUUCUACGGAAGGUGCAAAUGAGAAUUUUAUUACUAGAUAUUAG